Messenger RNA from Exophiala bonariae, 1413 nucleotides. RefSeq lists its product as uncharacterized. The record is from RefSeq and is a predicted model, not a curated record. Lineage: Eukaryota; Fungi; Ascomycota; Eurotiomycetes; Chaetothyriales; Herpotrichiellaceae. Gene Ontology annotation, biological process: regulation of DNA-templated transcription. The coding region runs from base 1 to 1413 and encodes 470 amino acids. Gene Ontology annotation, molecular function: zinc ion binding; DNA-binding transcription factor activity, RNA polymerase II-specific. The transcript is spliced from 3 exons.
AUGGAGCCAUGCGACGAACAAAGACCUACGUGUCAACGCUGCAAGACCAGCCGCACUCAGUGCGAGGGGUAUGCACCCCCGAAAACAUGGACUUUCGAGCCCACACGGCAACCCUCGAGAGCCGUCUCGAGCCUUCAGCGUCCAGUUGCCGACGUUCUCGGCGAACGGAGUCCCGGAAUUAGGCUGUACCCCUCCAAAGACUUGCACUAUCAUGGAACCUUUGCUGGACACCAUGGCGAAUGGAUGGCCUACGAGUACUUUGCUAAGAUGACUGCACCUGUCGCGGGAACAUGGGCAGCCCCAGAACUAUGGCAGGGGCUCCUGUUGCGGGCCGCUUGGGUGGACGCUGCCAUAAAGGACUGUAUUGUGUCCCUCGCGAUCACCUCUAUAGAAGAAGGACACCCCGAAUUCAAGACGCCUACACUAAAGACUCUACGCUCACGGGACUAUUAUUAUUUUCGGGCUGUUAGUCUGCUUAGUAGGCAGCACAACAAGCCUAUGGAACUGUGUCUUAUCGCCAGUGUCACUUUCUGGCACUUUGACCUGUUCAAUCGCCGUCCUCUGCGAGCGAUGUUACACUUACAUGCCACAACAAGCCUGCUGCGGUCCAUGCGGCGGAGCCCACCAUUUUCGACAGCCCUGACCGCGGAUAUCGAGAAAUUGUUGUGCUCACUGGCUGGCAUAGAAUGUCUCCAUGAAAGCAGCAACGUCUCUCACAUGCUUCCGCCUUCCGAGGGCCUCUCGAUCAACACACAAUCGGCAAAGAUCCACGGCUUUCUAUCACUCAAUGCAGCUCGCGCCAGCCUUUCACGGUGUCUCUGGGCUGCAGUAUUGGCAUACGAUCCGUCGCCACCCGCCCAUCUGCUGCGUGACCUGGCCGAUCUUGAGUACAUUGUCUUUGAGAAGGAAGUGGACGGACUUCUGGACUUUUCGGACCUGCCGUUCUGUACUCUCAACGAUUGCCUGAACCUUCUUAACUCCUGGCAACGGUGGAUGUGGCUGACCCCAAACACUAUAAUCCCAUUCAUAGGGAGACAAUCUCUACUACUCCAUGCGCAGUUGCUCCAAUCGAUCAUCCAAAGAGAUGUGAACAAUGGCAAAGAGGAAACUCAUGGUCUUGAAUUGAACGAUGAAUUCUUGUUUGUCCGAGUUCUUGAUGCUGUCGCCGAUAUUGUCAGGGAGACAAGACAUCGCAAACGAAGCUAUCUAGAAACUAGUAAUACCAAGCCCACAAGCCUUCGGGCGCUUGUACUCUUCAUCCUACAGCGCACGAGCCUGCAAGAUACGUUUGUGAGGGCAACCCAACUUAUGCAAGACGUUGAAAUCAUGGAGAAAGGCACGGACACUGUCCUGUUAAUGUGGAUGGGUUUUACAUAUGAGAGCACCAAAGCAGCCGGCCCGCCAAUAGGCUGA